Messenger RNA from Endocarpon pusillum Z07020, 2274 nucleotides. RefSeq lists its product as uncharacterized. The record is from RefSeq and is a predicted model, not a curated record. Gene Ontology annotation, cellular component: SBF transcription complex; MBF transcription complex. Gene Ontology annotation, molecular function: protein binding; transcription regulator activity; DNA binding. NCBI's taxonomy places the organism in Eukaryota, Fungi, Ascomycota, Eurotiomycetes, Verrucariales, Verrucariaceae. The coding region runs from base 1 to 2274 and encodes 757 amino acids. The transcript is spliced from 4 exons.
AUGCCUGCAGAAGCCCCAACGACGUCGUCGAUAGGAGAUACGCGCACCGGCGACUGGAGCUCUGGGAAAGUGAGCAAGAUCAUUCGUCCUGCCGGUCCCAUAAUGGAAGAUCCCGUGACACUAGUCCGAUUGAGCGGCCUCAGCCGACCAGUACGCGUCCUUUCCCGGCGCCAGCCCACCUCAACUGCGACACUGCAAGGUGCCUCGAAGGCUUGCAACUCGCGUGCCAUGGCAUUCCAGGGAGAAGGUGAGCUGUACUCAGCUACCUACAGUAAUGUGCCGGUGUACGAACUCUUGAUUUCAGGAGAUCAUGUCAUGAGACGUAGAUCAGAUGACUGGAUCAACGCGACGCACAUCUUGAAGCUUGCGGGGUACGAUAAGCCGGCGCGCACUCGCAUCCUCGAACGCGAAGUGCAGAAAGGCGUGCAUGAGAAAAUUCAGGGAGGGUACGGCAAAUAUCAAGGUACCUGGGUACCACUCCAAGAGGGUCGCGCUCUAGCCGAGAAAAACCAAAUCAUGCAUCGGCUGGCUAAGAUUUUCGAUUAUGUGCCUGGUGAACGGAGCCCCCCUCCAGCUCCCAAACACGCGACUGCGGCUUCAAGCAAACCCAAAGCACCCAAGGCGUCGCAACCUCGCAAACCCGCGUCCCAGGGUAUGAGUGUCCCAAAAGUUCCAAAGCGACAGCCAGCUCAACACGCUGCAGGUUACUAUCGACCAGCCCACGAGCAGUACGACAAUAUUAGUGCUCAGCUGCAUGACGACGAAACGCCGGAUGACGUGACCCCCGAGUCUGCCUCUUUUCUCGGCGAUGACGAUAUGCUGCCGGUGUCACAAAACUCAGCUGCAUCUCGAAAGCGGAAACGUGGAACAGACCGUAUGGGAUAUUCUGCCGCUGAUUUGGACCACAUCAAUUACGGCGACGAACUUCUCGACUACUUUGUGACGUCCGCAGAAGAUCCAAACGGUGCACAAAUGUAUCCACCAAUCGCACCGGCUUCAUUUCCAAUCGACAAGGCUAUUGACAACCAGGGGAACAAUUCUCUCCACUGGGCGUGUGCAAUGGGCGACGUUCAGCUUGCACGUGAUCUCAUUAGUCGUGGUGCCAACAACGCAAUGCAAAAUGAAUUGUCUGGAGAAACACCGCUGAUCCGGGCGGUGCUGUUUACCAACAACUAUGACAAGCAGACCUUCCCAAAGAUUGUGAAUCUCCUGUCUUCGGCAAUUCUUGAGCGUGACUGGCAUGGAGCGAACGUCUUUCAUCACAUUGCAGAAACAGCUCGAUCCAAGAAUAGAUGGAACUGUGCCCGAUACUACUGUGAGGUUCUGGUGAACAAGUUACUCGAAUCAGGCCCAAACUACAUGCAAGCUGCUUUGACCGCGUCAGACCAGAACCAAGACACGCCUGUGAAUUGUGCCAUCCGCAACGGUUGUAUCAAAGUCGCAUCGUUCCUUCUCAAUCAUUGCCCCGAAGCUGGAGACAUUCCUAACCUGCAAGGACAGACAGCAAACGACCUACUUCGCAACAUGUCACAGAACCAGAAAAGUCUUCAGCAAGCGCCUUCCUCACCUGUGAAAGCAGGAGACUCGUUCAGUCGACGACGCUCAAAGGGGUCAAACAAGGCGAUGGUCUCCCGAGCUGCGACCAACGUCCUGGCAAACAUUCGUCCAAUGAUUGUGCAAGCAAGUAGUCAGUUGGCCGACAUGUACGAAGCGGAGGUGAAAGAAAAGGACAUGAGCAUUGAUGAAGUCAACCAGGCACUGUUAGAUAUUGAGGCACAAAAGCGCACCAUUCAUCAACAAACAACCGCGUUGAAGGACAGGUGUGAAGAUGACUCUAAACUCAACUCCUUGCGUGGACAGUAUGAAACCCUUCUCCGUGAGAACGAGUCACUGCUCGAGCAAAAGGAACACAGCACGCUGCAGAGUGAAGUUCGAUCACAUGAUCAGCAAGCCCCAUCACAGGCGUUCCGAAGCGCUAAUCCGCGACCUUUGACCCAGGAGGACAUCCGAGCAGCUUUACCAUGGGCUAAGGAGCUCAACCGACAGCAAAUAAGGCGAAAAGACAAUGUUCGCAACAUUGCUCGAUUGAUGAGUGAUGCCGGAACUAGCGAGAGGAUCGGCAAGCACCGGAGACUUGUCGCUAUAGCUACAGGGUUGAAAGAAGAAGAGCUGGACGCGAUGUCAGUCGAAUUGUUAGAGUCGCUGGAGGCAACACAGGGGAAUGUGGUCGAGGGUCCGAGGACACCACCAAGAAUCGGCAUGGUGAUGGGAUGA